AUUUACACAAUCUGCCCUUAUUCAGGUUUCACAGACGCAUGCGACACAAUGCUGUACACAAUGUACUUUUCUUUAAGCAGAAAAAAAAAUGAGUAAAAGUUCACGCAACAACAAGGCAGGAGUUUCAGCACAGCUUGGCACUAGCAGCAUGCCAAGCUCGAAUGCCUGAAAGAAAACACUUUGGGAGGAGACCUUGAGGCAGCAGUGAGACACCAGAGCUGCCAGCAGCCACAGUAUGGAGCGCUUAUUUGACUAUGUGGGACACUUUGGAAGAUUCCAAGCCCUCAUAUACUUUUCAUCUGCCUUCCAAGCUAUCUCUUGUGGGAUCCACUAUUUGGCUUCAGUAUUUAUUGCUAUAACUCCAAAAUUCAUAUGCCGAGCUCCAGAAAACAUCAGCUCUGUGUUGCUGCCAAACGCUUCCACUCUCAGACUGGAGGAUGUCUGGGAAUUGUGGACACCUAAAGACUAUCUUGUUGUCAAGCAGGAAAAUGGUGAUAUUUGGGAGCUUAAUCAGUGCAGUCGAUUUAAGAGAGAAAAUACUUCUUACCUCACAUAUUCCUAUGAUGGAAAUAAAACGUUAUUCUCUUGCUCCAAUGGUUAUUAUUAUGACAAUACAAAUCUAGAGAGCAGCAUUGUUACUGACUGGCACUUGGUCUGUGAGCGAGAAUGGCUUGCAAAGCUCAUCCAGCCAACCUUUAUGUUUGGAGUUCUUAUAGGAGCUGUGAUUUUUGGCGACAUAGCUGACAGAGUGGGAAGACGACUAAUUUUAUGGCUCACAAGCACUGGCCAGUUUUUGUUCGGAAUUGCCGUGGCAUUUACAUUUGACUACUACAGCUUUGUGAUUGUACGAUUUCUCCUGGCCAUGGUAUCCAGUGGUUACUAUGUGGUUGUCUUUGUAUAUGUGACAGAAUAUGUGGGAAUUAAGGCUCGCUCAUGGGCCUCCAUGCAUGUCCAUGCUUUCUUUGCUGUUGGAGUUAUGAUUGUGAGCCUGGUUGGCUUUUUGGUGCGAACUUGGUGGAUGUACCAGAUCAUCCUUUCUCUAACAACUUUGCCCUUUGUGCUGUGUUGUUGGAUGCUUCCCGAAACACCUUUCUGGCUCUAUUCACAAGGAAAACACAAGGAGGUAGAAAAACUAAUUGGUACUAUAGAAAAAUGGAAUAAAAUCAGCACCCCAUGCAAACUGUCUGAAUUAUGUUCAGUUCAAGAAACUCAAAAAACUGAAAUGGACACUUUAAAAAAGCACAGUGUCUUAGACCUCUUCUAUAACUGGAGCUUUGCAAGAAGGACCGUUACAGUGUGGCUGAUAUGGUUUACUGGAAGUUUGGGAUACUAUGUGUUUGCCUUGAAUUCUGUGAAUUUAGGAGGAAAUGAGUAUUUGAACCUUUUUCUUACAAGUGCUGUGGAAAUACCAUCCUACAUUGUUGCUUGUUUUGGAAUGGACAAAAUUGGAAGACGGAAUACACUGGCCCCAUUCCUUAUUCUCAGUGCUGUCAUUUGUGGCAUCAUAAUGUUAAUUCCCCAGGACCACAGUACUGUAACUAUUGCAAUGAGCAUGGGAGGGAAGUUUUCCAUUGCAGUUGCAUUUGGACUAAUUUACUUAUACACUGCUGAACUGUAUCCAACAAUAGUACGGUCCCUUGCAGUUGGCAGUGGUAGCAUGAUGUGUCGCAUUGGCAGUGUUGUUGCUCCCUUUUGUGUCUACCUGACAGAUGUUUGGAUAUUCAUGCCACAGAUGCUGGUUGGAAUAAUGGCUUUCCUUACUGGAGUAUUAACUUUAAAGCUUCCCGAAACCCUAGGGGUGCCAUUGACAAGUACAAUAGAAGAAGCAGCAGAGAUGGGAACAAACAAUAGGAUCACUAAAAGGAAAUCAAUUACAGAAUGUAAAGGGGUUUUAAUGGAAAACGUCAACCCUUCAACGACAGACAACACUACUGCCUAAAAGGUCUUCUUAUUUUUAUACACUGUGACCAUAACUGGUUUGUUCAUUUUUCUGCAAAAGAGAACAGUGACUGUUUUUUUUCCUCUUAAACAACUGACCUGUAUUUCCAACUCAAAAAACAAUAAUACAGUAAUCUGCUGCUACACAGUGGGCUUCUGGGUUGAAUCAGGACUUGGAAGUACACAUUAUACACAAUAUGGCAUAGAUCUGUGGUCCGAUAAAAAUGAUAAAUAUGUUAACAUUACUAUAAAAAUUAUUUAUUACUUGUAAAUUAUAAUAGUUAUUAUAGAUAAAUCUUUAAAAAAGAAAUGUGGAUCAGCAGAAACACUAGAGUUAUAACUUCACAUCAGAUUACAAAAUAUAAAUGAUUUUUUUCUGCAGCUGAAAGGCUUGCUGAGCAGGCAUACAUAAAUAAUCAAGUGAUGACCAGGGGUGCUUGUUUUGGCUGAUAGGAUGAUGACUUGUGAGCUUUUCUGCACAAUACGUUACAGGCAGAGGGUUACUUUCAAUCCAGAAUAUACAAUACAGCUCCAUCCCAUCUGCAAUUCUUCGAACACUGAGUGCCAAACAAAACACGGCAGCAUCACACAGGAAUUGGCUCCGUGACAUGGCUUUUAUUUGAUCUUUUGUUCUGGGUGGAUUUUGCAUGCCAAGAAAUUCACAGGGAAACCUUGAAAAUGCACUAAACAUGUUUACAGAGAAUGUUGAGCUAUACACCAUUUUGUAACAGCCUUUUUGUAAUUCCCACAUUAAUUCCAUUUAUACUGUAAAUCAACAGAAAAUGCAAGAAAUAAAUACACAUGUAAACACUGAAA
This is a messenger RNA of Xenopus tropicalis (tropical clawed frog), 2754 nucleotides long. RefSeq names its product solute carrier family 22 member 16 (gene slc22a16). The record is from RefSeq and is a predicted model, not a curated record. Bases 236 to 1939 code for a protein of 567 amino acids. Lineage: Eukaryota; Metazoa; Chordata; Amphibia; Anura; Pipidae. The transcript has 8 exons. Gene Ontology annotation, molecular function: transmembrane transporter activity. Gene Ontology annotation, biological process: transmembrane transport. Gene Ontology annotation, cellular component: membrane.